AUGGCCGACGUUUUCUCGGUCAACGACUCCACAGAGUCUCUGGACGUGGCCAACCGCUUCGCCCGCAAAGGGGCGCUAAGGCAGAAGAACGUGCACGAAGUCAAGGACCACAGAUUCAUCGCCCGCUUCUUCAAGCAGCCCACCUUCUGCAGCCAUUGCACUGACUUCAUCUGGGGGUUUGGAAAACAAGGUUUCCAGUGCCAAGUUUGCUGUUUUGUCGUUCACAAGAGGUGCCAUGAAUUUGUCACUUUCUCUUGUCCGGGUGCAGAUAAAGGACCUGACACUGAUGACCCCAGAAGUAAGCACAAGUUUAAAAUCCACACAUAUGGAAGCCCUACAUUUUGUGAUCACUGUGGCUCACUGCUCUAUGGACUUCUACAUCAAGGGAUGAAAUGUGACACUUGUGAUAUGAAUGUUCACAAACAAUGUGUAAUAAAUGUUCCAAGCCUCUGUGGAAUGGACCAUACAGAAAAAAGAGGGCGAAUUUAUCUGAAAGCGGAAGUCACAGGUGAAAAACUACAUGUCACAGUACGAGAUGCAAAAAACUUAAUCCCUAUGGAUCCAAAUGGACUUUCAGAUCCCUAUGUGAAGCUGAAACUUAUCCCAGACCCUAAGAAUGAAAGUAAACAAAAAACCAAGACGAUCCGCUCCACACUAAACCCACAGUGGAAUGAGUCAUUCACAUUCAAAUUAAAACCUACAGAUAAAGAUAGACGGCUAUCUGUCGAGAUCUGGGACUGGGAUCGAACAACAAGAAAUGAUUUUAUGGGCUCACUUUCAUUUGGGGUAUCGGAGCUUAUGAAAAUGCCAGCAAGUGGAUGGUAUAAGUUGCUUAAUCAAGAAGAAGGUGAAUACUACAAUGUGCCCAUUCCAGAAGGAGAUGAAGAAGGAAAUAUGGAACUGAGGCAGAAGUUUGAAAAAGCCAAGCUUGGCCCUGCUGGUAACAAGGUGAUCAGUCCAUCAGAUGACAGAAAAUCCAAUAUACCAUCCAACAACCUUGACAGAGUCAAACUCACAGACUUUAAUUUUCUCAUGGUCCUGGGGAAGGGUAGUUUUGGAAAGGUGAUGUUGGCUGACCGAAAGGGGACAGAAGAACUAUAUGCGAUCAAAAUUUUGAAAAAAGAUGUGGUGAUACAAGAUGAUGAUGUUGAAUGCACGAUGGUAGAAAAGAGAGUACUGGCUCUCCUAGACAAACCUCCUUUCUUAACACAAUUGCACUCCUGCUUCCAGACAGUCGAUCGUCUUUAUUUUGUCAUGGAAUAUGUCAAUGGCGGAGACCUCAUGUACCACAUUCAGCAAGUAGGAAAGUUUAAGGAGCCACAAGCAGUGUUCUAUGCAGCAGAGAUUUCAAUUGGAUUAUUCUUCCUUCAUAAACAAGGGAUCAUUUAUAGAGAUUUGAAAUUAGACAAUGUCAUGUUGGAUUCAGAAGGACAUAUCAAGAUUGCUGAUUUUGGAAUGUGCAAGGAGCAUAUGUUAGAUGGAGUCACAACCAGGACAUUCUGUGGAACUCCGGAUUACAUUGCCCCAGAGAUCAUUGCUUAUCAGCCGUAUGGAAAAUCUGUGGACUGGUGGGCCUAUGGUGUCCUGUUAUAUGAAAUGUUAGCUGGACAGCCCCCAUUUGAUGGUGAAGAUGAGGAUGAACUCUUCCAAUCCAUAAUGGAACACAAUGUUUCCUAUCCAAAAUCAUUGUCCAAAGAAGCUGUUUCCAUCUGCAAAGGACUAAUGACAAAGCACCCUGCAAAACGCCUGGGUUGUGGGUCUGAGGGAGAAAGGGACAUCAGAGAACAUGCAUUUUUCAGAAGAAUUGACUGGGACAAACUGGAGAACAGAGAAAUCCAACCACCGUUCAAACCUAAAGUGUGUGGCAAAGGAGCAGAAAACUUUGACAAAUUCUUCACACGAGGGCAGCCGGUGUUAACACCACCUGAUCAACUGGUCAUUGCUAACAUAGACCAAGCCGAUUUUGAAGGGUUCUCUUAUGUCAAUCCACAGUUUCUCCACCCCAUCUUGCAGAGCUCGGUAUGAAAAUGACCGACAGGAACAAAAACCCCAAUUCCCUGGUCCCACUCACAGUGUUCCUUAAUUCCUAAAAUUUUAAGGUCUCAGUCUUGUUGCUUAUUCCAGUUGGAGACCUGAAAAUUGUAGGGUUAGAAGUCUAAAUGUGAUCAACCAUUCAGGAUCUCACUUUCAACCAAGAAACAUCGUCUUAGUGAAAGUUGAUAUAGUACCCAGUUUAGCCUUUUAGGAGCCACAGCUGGUUGUAUGUCACUCUUACAAAGCAAACAAAUUCUUAACCCUUUUUUGGUACGUUUUGAUAUAUUUUCUUUAACUUUCACCUGUCAAUUUUCAUCAAUAGAAUUCCUCAUUAUAGAGUUCAGGUUAGAACCCCCUUUUUAUCUGAUAGGCUGAGGAUUUAUUAAAUUGAACAGUCUUUAGAAUGGAAGCAUGGCGAGCAAAGAAAACAAGCACUGUGUUGGGGAGGGGGCGCCUCACUGAACCAGGUAUUCCCGUGGUCUUUGCUAGUUAAUUAAAAAAAAAACUGCUAGAAAAGACCAAGGAGAGUGUGGAUGAUGGCACAGUUGCAAGCUAAACAUUCCCAAACAUUGGCUGUUCAUGACCCAACCACAGCCCGUCAGCUCUCAGUUUUAAAAGACCAAAAAGAAAGAAAAGAUAAAAAAGUCAAAUAUUUCAUGAAUCCAUCACAUCGCAUCUGGCUGGUUUGAUAACUAAUUUUAAAUUGCAUUUCUAUUAAGAGGCCAAAUAUUUUAAGGACAAUGCUAAGGUAGCAUGUGAAAUCAUUUCAGAUCAAAAGUAAAAAUUCCAUAUUUAUGUUCAUGUUAAUCUCUGAGAGAUUAUUCUGAGAUCCAGGGUGCCAUUGUUAAUUAUGCCACUAUUCAAGAGCGUUGUUAGCCAAUCUCACAAAACACAAUAUUUUGCUACUGACUUUAUUAACUUAGUAAGAAGCUGAGCUGUAACCCUUUUCCCCUUUUGUACUUAUUUAUUUGAUAGGCUGCAGUGUUGUUUAUGAAAGUACUAUGUACAAUAACUUAAUGAAGUAUUGAACUAGAGAGUCCAUCCCUAAAGUUGGGAAACUUUAUCCUUCUGAGUUUACUUAGAAAACAAAAAAAGGCUUCAUUUUCCAUUUCCAUUUCCCACUGAAUGAUUCACCUGAAGAUGUAGAAUCAGUUAGCCUGGAUUAAAAUCAGUUCCCCCAAACAUUUAAUUUCUAGAAGAAAUUUACUAUGUUUUGCAUCUGCAUCAUGCAAUGAAUUUUGCAUGUUUAUAAUUAAUCUUAAUCUAUACUGUUGAUAUAAUCGUAUGCAGUAUAAAGAAAGUAUUAUAAUAAUUUUAUAAGACACACUUUGUGUUAUGUUUGUGAAGGUUUUCAUUUCUAAGCAGUUUCCCCUUUGUUUAGAUUCUAGCUUCGUGUUCUGCCAUGAUUCUUUUCUCCCUCAAUGCAUCUCCUGCUGACUGUCACUGAUAUCAAGUAUAUUCUUUUUUUUUUUUAACAUGGAUCAACUAUCCAAAAUGAAUGGCUACUUUACAUAAUUUAGUUGGGCUUUUGUUGUAUCUGUCUGCUUCUACUUAUAAAACACACACAUAAAACAGCAGAGAGAGAAAGAGACAGAGAGAGAGAUUUUCUAGGCCAGAAGGUAUUAUUUUGAGAUGACACACUUAUCUUCUUAAUGCAAUCUUCUCUUUGUUGGUUCAUGCACAAUAUUUCCUCUUUGAGUUAAUGAGAAGUGAUCAUGUUCAAUCCCAUAAUUUAUGCUGACUCAGGCUCUCUUUCAGCACCUUGGGCCUUGUUUGUGUGAGUGACUUGUAGGCAAGGGAAAGGCAGAAAGGUUGCCUUCUUGGGAGGCAUGGGAAUGCCAGAAGCAUGUUGUCUGUACUGCUGUUUGUGAAAGAGGAUGCUGUUUUUUCUCAGCACGUAACAUGCUGUCAUGAGAACAAUGUUUGCCAUAUGAGAUUUAACAUUACAUCAGUCCCAGUAACAAAGGGGUCCCCCAGUUGUGCCAAAAAUAUUCCAUUCCAAAAAUGAAAAAAAAAAUAUUCCAUUCCAGAAUACAGGUUUCAUUAUGGCUGCUGGUAGAAGGGCAUGAAUGCUGUAAGAUAUCACCCAAAAGCCAGAUAGUCAAAGGAAUUUAAAAAUGAUGACUCAAAAAUAUACAAGCUAGAAGUGUCCACUGGCUCUUACAGAAGGUUUUUAGAUUUUCAUCUGUUCUUAAAACAAACACACACCCUUUUUAAAAAAAAGAAAUUAUUAGGCUAACAUAUGACCUGCUAAGAGCUCUGUGUGAUGUACUGUAACCUAUACUCCUAGGCUCUACAAUGCCUGGCAGGGGUGAGAGGACAAUCAGGAAGAGGGAAAAGCAGAGCCCCAGAAAGUAUGGUUCUGUGUCAGUCAGCUAUGGUUUCAGGCAUUUGUGGCACUGAGUAUUCAGAAUUCAAAAGGGGCUAUGGAGGAUUCAUCCUAGGGUCCUAAUAGUCUACAUACCAACAAGGAGCAGCUAUUCACAGAGUUGACUUAAUUCAAUCUUGCUUAAAGAGUUAGAUUUCAGGGUCUAGGGUAAAAACUGAUGAAAGAGCAAAGAUCAAAGAAGUAGCAAAGGAAGAGAUUAUCAUACAAGCUCUUAGAACGACUACUGGUUCCCAAGUCAUGUCAUAGAGACAGUUCCUAAUUAAAGUCCAUCUUUUUCAGGAAACAGAUUGAGAACCAUGUUUGCAGGGGCUCUUUUGAUUCCCAUACAGAUUUCCACAUACAUUUUCUCAGGAAACAAAGUCAGACAUCUUAGCCUCUUUGUAUCCUUUUCUUAAUCCUUGUAGAGUUUAAAACAGAAAAGACACUAACCUAAGGGGGCAUCCCUUUGCUCUGAAUAAGGGGAUUUUAGGCACAGCAAAUGUGCUGAGAACAGUUUUUCAAGACAAUGGUAUAGAAGUCAAUUGGAGCAAAGUGGUUCGGGGUAGGGAUUGGCACUGAAAAACUUGUGAUGUAUUUAAAUCUUAUGUGUGGGGAUAGAUGUUAGGGACAGCCUGGAAAGGCUCUUUUAGAGAGUAACUACUGAAAGCAAAGAAUUGUAUAGGCAGUUGUUAAGAAAGCUCUGACUUAAAAUAUCUGUUUACAAAACAUGUUGUAUCAAAAUUGACCAAUUUUGUGAAUUCCACGAAAUUAUAUGAGGGAGUUAUUAAAAAAUUUUAGAAUCAGAACAUCUCAGUUGAGCAGGCACUUAUGAGAAUAAAUAGGGCUCUCUGGAAGAUAAAUUUAAUUCAGCGAACAUUUAUUAAGUCCUUACUAUGUGCCAGUUAAGUACUAUAGAUGCAAGACAAAAAAUAAGAUGGCAUCUGCCCUCAAAGAGUUCACAGUCAAUGCCCCCUUGAAAGAAAUGACUACCCCAUGCCAGUGACGGGUACAAGAGCAGCUUGUAGAGCCCAGGAACUUACUAUUGUGAGUAUCAUAUCCACCUGGUAGGCUCUGACUCAUUAUUUUUCUCUCCGAAGCCAAAUGCCUUAGGGAAAAUUUAAAAGCUAUCCAUAUGGCUUAGCAUUAUUUCUCCCAGACACUGUUGAAUAGCUGUAAACCUUAAGAGGUUUAAUUCUGGGAUCCUGACAUUUUUUCUCCUGACUUUUCUUCAUAAAAGUUGAUGAGUAUUUGGACUGAGUAAAAAUUACACAACUGAGUCCUAGGUGUUAGUGGUAUGUUCAAAUCAAACGAGAAAAUGAGAAUUGAUGCAAAAAAAAGAGGCAUAAGUAAACUAUUAAUAAUGAAAUUCUCUUUUCUUAGUGCCUUUACUCCUCAAUCCCUGUGAAAUACUUAAUGCAAACUCUAACAAAACCUUUUAGAUUGGACUUACUAUUUAAAUGAGCCAUUUAAAAUAACAUGUCAUAAGUGUUCAAGGAAAUUGUUCAAAUAUGAGAGACUGAGUGAUCAAAUUCAAUUAGACUGCAAGAGUAUUUGCAGAGUGCCAGCCAUAUAUUUCUCACUGGCAGAAACAGGGGACUCCAGAACCAUCCAGGAACACCAGUCUCAGUAGAAGAGGAAUCCCCUUUGUAAAAAAGGGACAAGAACAAGACAGUAAAGGACUUAGAAUGAAAAUGAGAGAUACAAAGUCUUAAGUACCCAAGGAGUUCAAAGACCAGAGACAUCCGUGAGGGUAAGAUAAUCAUUGCUGAGGAGGUGAAAUUUGAACUGGACCCUAAAGGAUUAGUAUAUUUACUAUAUAGCACUUUAAGGAAGAAGCUCCAGCUUUUCUAAGUAAACAUUAGCUGACCUUUAUAAGUGCAAAUGUGGAAUUCUAAUAGUGCUCAAGAAAGCACUUUUGCUCUUACUCAACAGCCCCCCUCCCACUCCAAAAAAAAAUAUUUACAGGGAAAAAGAUUUUUUUUCUCCUUAUGGAGGCAAAAAUGUCUCACAUGCUGUUAAUCGUAUCUCUGUCAUUCUUCUCCCCCAACUUUCUGAUUUAAAACCAUAGCUAUUUCUCUUUAUGAAAUAGGACAAGAGUUUCACUAGGUAUGGAUCAGAGACAUCUGUGGUACCCUCCACCUUAGAAAUCAGCACAAAAAAAAAAUUGGACAUUUUCUUUCCUUUUUUUCUCUGUUGUUACCAAAAUAAAAGGUGUGAUUCUGUGGUUUUUCUAUUUAACCAAUGCAAAUUAUUAACCUCAUCUAGCAGUAUACUUUUCUUCAAUCUUAUAUGCAUUCUGUGAACAGGUCACUUUAUAUUGGAUAAUUUUCUUAUUGCUGAUACCACAGUGAUAUCCAGGGUGCCAAUUUCCCUAGCUAAGGCACCUCUUUCACACUCAUAGAAAUGGAAGUGAAGGCCUGGGCACUGAAAGAAGACAAAGUGGGUUUUGAGCCCAGUACAACAGAGCCAUGGAAGUCACCUAUUAAUAGUGCUAAGGACAGAAAGAGGACAGAAAGUAAAGGAAAAAUUGACAGGAUUUGAUUAUUAGUGGUUGUACACUAACUCACCAAUGAAUUCCUGGAAACAGUAAAAGGCCACUUACUUUUUUUUUUAAUAGCUAAUGUAUUUCUUCAGGGCCAGUCAUAACCAAUUGUUAGACGGUCUCUUUGCCUUUCUGGUGACUUUUGGGGGAGAAAAGGGAAACUUUGUCCUGUGACAUAAUGCUUAAAAGGAGAAAACUAAUGAGAGCAUAUGUGGUUGAGAAUAAUCUUAAAGAAAUUAUUGAGUAUGGUUUGUGAAAUUCUAUAAUGCCAGAAACUUUGUGUGUGUGUGUAGGGGGGAAUUAAAACUUUAAAAUGAAUUCUGACAUCAGUAUAGUCUAUGUGAUUUUGUAUCUGUUAACAACUGUUUCAGUAAAACUCAGUACUCAAACAGCCUUACCGUAACCCUGCACUAAAAUGCAAAAUGUUCAGAAAAAAUUUUUUAGCCUUCAAGAAAAAAUCAAUUUAUUAAAUUGACAUGGGAUGGCUGCAUAUACUAGGCUGUUUGUACUUUUUUAUAUACAACUUUAAUAGCUAAUUCUGCUAAGGCCAUUUUUUUAGAAAAUGCCGUCACUGACAAUGUUUCAUAAAAAUAAGCACACAGACCCUGGAGGAAGACUUAGCUGUUGUCAUCUAGAGUUCCAAUGGCAUGAAAUGGCAUCUGUGGAAUACAGUUGCACUAUUUUUUAAACUUCUCUGGGGAUUUGUACCAUUUUGAAAACAUUGGAAGUCUUGGUGGAAUUUGUUAGUAGCCCAAAACCCUUUGUAGCCGUAGAAGAGAUACUGAAGACAAAAAUAUAUAAAAUCCAGGAAUAAUUGUCUUACAGGAAAGAUGCACCUAUUUUACUCUCUCAGUUGGAGACUUGUAGUCAGUCGUAAGUCAUGUGCAGAGCCUCAUAUGCAGUUUUCCUUGGACAUACAUAGAUGUCUACACUGCUAGUUUCAGUGCAAGCCCUUAUCUUGCCUUGCUUUGCUUAUUUCUGUCCUCACAGAUCCCAUAACCCCUUUCCUCCAUGUUCAGAAACAUUUCUGUGUAAUUUCCAUGAGAAAGAAUGAGCAGCAUACCUGCCCAUUGGUGUUGCUUUUUACAUAACUGAUAGUGUAGACAAGAACUGAUUUUCAGAAAAACAUACAUUAACUAGACUUAAUUAGAAUUCUUUCUAAAAUGAGCCGAGAAAAAUUGGAUGCCGCAUUUUUCUGGUUAACAAUUUUGCAGAAAUCAGCUUUGUUUGCAUCAUGUCCAUUUAAGAAUAUGCCUGUAGAUAAUCAAUGAUUAUGGGGUGUGUUUUUCCCCUUUCUGGAAGAAUUUGGUUCUUUUCCUGGAGAUCAGGAGUAGAGAAGUGAUAAUAAAUUUCAAACCCACUUGGAAUGAAGGCAGUGAUUCCUCUGGGUCUAAAUAUUUUGCUAAAAAUUCACAUCAUGACCUUUGUUUUAGGAUCUUUUUAGCAAAAGACUCACUUUUUUGGGCAGCUGCAGCAUUGCUUUUGUGAUGUUAAUUUUUUAACAAAAAUAAAGCCACUUGAAAACUACUAAUCCUGCAAAUUACCAGAAGAUCCCCAAAUUUAUAUUUGUAAGAAGGAAGUUGUUUUAUUUUAUCAGUAAACAACUACUAAGAAAUGUAAAGGCCAUUUGAAUGUCAAACAACAUCUGGAAUUUUAAAAAAAAGAAUGAUGUAUAAACUAUUAGCAUCGGUUUUCUUACUUCUUAAAACCUUUACUCCUUGUUUGCAUGAUCCGCUUUGUUAAAUAUACUAAUUGUAGUUUGAAAGCAAGUGUGUAUGAAUAAAGAUAAUGAUCAUU
Phascolarctos cinereus (koala) is the source of this 8741-nucleotide messenger RNA. RefSeq names its product protein kinase C alpha (gene PRKCA). Gene Ontology annotation, molecular function: zinc ion binding; diacylglycerol-dependent serine/threonine kinase activity; ATP binding. Gene Ontology annotation, biological process: protein phosphorylation. Lineage: Eukaryota; Metazoa; Chordata; Mammalia; Diprotodontia; Phascolarctidae. The record is from RefSeq and is a predicted model, not a curated record.